This is a messenger RNA of Yamadazyma jaroonii, 930 nucleotides long. NCBI's taxonomy places the organism in Eukaryota, Fungi, Ascomycota, Pichiomycetes, Serinales, Debaryomycetaceae. The record is from the annotation of a GenBank genome assembly.
AUGAAAGAUAUUACAAAGAUAACGAAACCCGCCAUAGCUAAAUCUCCUCGUAAAGCUAAACCCAAGUUGUUAUACGAAGAUAACCUCCAACAUGUUCAAAUUCUGAAAUCUUUACCCAAAGCUUUUAUUGAGUUUCAUAAACCCCAUUUCAUUAAAGGUGUGAAUCAUAUCUUAAAGGUAGACCCCAGUCUUUAUCCUGUAAUAGUCAAUGAAAACUUCAAACACUUUGAGAACGAUGAAGAUAACAGUAUCAAGUCCCAGGUGGUGGUAGAUGAGACAGAAACCAUCAGAAAGUACUGGCUUAGUUUAAUUUCCAGUAUUAUAUCCCAACAGAUCAGUGGAUCUGCUGCUAAAUCUAUCUAUGGAAGAUUCGAGGCACUUUUCAAAGAAUCUCCCAACCCCAAAGAGCUUUUAGAGAUGCUGACGGAGGACCUUAGAGCUGUGGGGUUGAGUUCAAUGAAAGUUAAGUACGUUAUUGAUAUUUCAGAGAAUUUUGGUAAUCCUGAAAACCCUCUUACUUCCAUCAAGUUCUACCAGGAAUCAUCAUUGGAUGAAAUAGUAACCGAAUUGGUGAAAUUGAAAGGUGUGGGAGAAUGGAGUGCUAAAAUGUUUGCUCUUUUCACCCUCAAGGAGUGGGAUGUUUUCGCUGAGACUGACUUGGGAGUUGCCAGAGGUGCUUCCAAUUACUUAUCGAAACGUCCAGAAUUAUUGAAGGACAUCAAACAAGGGAUUUCUCAACAUGAGGAUUUAGUGCUGAUGAUGAAGAAAAAGGGGAAAUUUUCUAACGGAGGAAGUAAGAGAGAUUGGAUUGCUUAUCAUGAAGCGUAUUAUUUGUAUUUAUCUUUAAAGUUUGCUCCCUAUAGAUCGAUCUUAACAUUACUUUUUUGGCGACUUUCGGCUACCAAUGUGGAGGUCUUAGAAAACGAUUAA